CAACGCAUAAUUCGUACCAACUGCGCCUCACAUAUAGCUCUACUGAACAUCUGCUGCUAAUUUUCGCGCAAAAAACAAUAGUUGGCAUUUUCUUGUUCUACUGAAAUUAUCUUUUCGAUCUCUGCUGCUGUUGCGCUGCUUGUCAUACUGGAUAUAAAUAAUAAGCAAUAUUUUCCACGUGUAGCUGUAGAAUGUAAUUGCAAAAGCAUUUUUACCGACACGCACAGCUCGUGCUUCAAACUCUUCACUCGUAGCAGCAAUUGCCAAUUCUGCAUAUAUAGUUGAGUCAUCGCGAGGAAAAUAAAAUAGUGUUUUUGGUGCGCGUUUUAAAUUUUUUCUUUUCAACGUAUUACGAUACGGCACGUAGCUCAACGAGACGGGAAAACUUUUGAAAUUUUAAGAAAAUGAAAUACACGUGUAUAAUUAGGCGGCAUGAAUGAUGUAAUUGAAUUUCCUUCUGAAACUUAGGAUGAGUCUGCGCGCGAUGCAUUGAUCCGAGUCAAUUAGACUGCAAUAUUACGUUUCAUCGAAUAAUGAAUUCUGUAGCUUGACUCAGCCGUCAGCAGUAAUCGCGAGCUAUUUAACUGCUAAUACCAUGCACGUGUCGACGGUUUAUCCCGAGGAAUACCCGCCGACUAACGAAAACAACGAGCCAACUGCCCAACUCAGUCCCGAGCAUCGAGAUAAUCCCGAGGAAGCCAACGCCGGUACGAUAACCCGCACAAAGGACUAUAUAGGCAUCGAAGAAGUAUCGAAGCUCAACUUCCUCGUGCCGUUGUUUGGCGAGAUUCUUGGCACAGCGAUACUGGUCUUCAUAGGCUGCGCCUCGUGCAUCCCAUGGAACGAUAUUCCUGCGAGCGUUCUUCAUAUAGCACUGACCUUUGGUCUUGCCGUAGCUAGUCUCGCAUAUGUACUUGGGCCAGUUUCUGGUUGCCACGUGAAUCCAGCUGUCACUGUAGGCCUCCUGGCUAGUGGCAAUUGCAGCAUACUCAAAGCACUAUGUUACAUCGUGGCUCAGUGCUGCGGAGGAAUCGCAGGCUCGGCCAUUCUUCGCGCGGUACUGCCAGACAAAUUCACCAAAAGCUUGGGCAUGACCGUGCUCAAUCCCGGCCUGAGCGCUGGACAGGGUGUCCUCGUGGAAGCCAUCAUUACCUUCCUGCUGGUGCUGGUCGUUCACGCCGUGACGGACUCGCGCCGGGACGACUGCAAAGGAUGGGCCCCCAUGGCCAUCGGUUUGAGCAUCGGCGUCGCCCACAUGGCCGUCGUCCCUCUGACCGGCAGCAGUAUGAAUCCAGCUAGAUCGCUGGGCCCGGCUGUGAUUGUAGGUAGCUGGCACUUGCAGUGGAUCUACUGGAUUGGACCCUGCCUCGGUGCUCUGCUAGCCGCAGUCGUCUACAAGCUGGGACUCCGAGCCAAGAGCAAAGAUGACGAAGCUUCUUACGAUUUUUAAUAUUUUCGAUUCGUCCGUUGUGAGUCGUGCGUUUAAUUGGGUGAGUGUGUGUGGUGUGUGUGUGUGUGUAAGUGUGUAUGCGCAAUUGUGAAAUUGUGUGCCGAUGCUGAGAAUUGUUCGACUGUAAGCGUGUCAUAUUUCGAUUUAAUGAUUUACGAUGUACGUGAUAAGCAAGCGUUACCUAGAUUAGAUGUGUCCGUAAAAUAUUUAUACUUACUGAUUAUUGCGCUGAUUUUUAUAUCUAUAUCUGUGUUAUAAGCAUAUAUUAUACAAUAUCAAUUCAACCAUAAGUUAAAAGCUGCAUUUUCAAAAAUAAUGAACAAUCAUUUAUUCGUACUUUAGUACUUGAUGUUGAACAUUUGUCAGAAAUCGAUUUACAAAUUUAAUAAAUUAAUUAUCAUUGUGAUCGCUAGAAUUUUUGGAUAAAGUAGCAGGACUACUUCGUACUAGAAAACGGAAGGAAAUUCAUCGUUAUGCUGUAAAAAAAUUUUAACAAAAAUUAUAUUUAUGUUGUAACAAUAAAUGU
Molecule: messenger RNA, 1976 nt
Organism: Trichogramma pretiosum
Lineage: Eukaryota; Metazoa; Arthropoda; Insecta; Hymenoptera; Trichogrammatidae
Gene: Drip
Product: aquaporin AQPAn.G
Exons: 4
Coding region: 596-1450 (284 amino acids)
Biological process (GO): transmembrane transport
Cellular component (GO): plasma membrane
Molecular function (GO): water channel activity
Source: RefSeq, a predicted model, not a curated record